Fusarium vanettenii 77-13-4 is the source of this 177-nucleotide messenger RNA. RefSeq lists its product as uncharacterized. The transcript has a single exon. The annotation marks the transcript as partial. The record is from RefSeq and is a predicted model, not a curated record. Lineage: Eukaryota; Fungi; Ascomycota; Sordariomycetes; Hypocreales; Nectriaceae.
GAAAUAAAAUAUUUAAUUAAAUACUCUAUUACCUAUAUUUUAAAGACUAAGUUCUUUUUAGCUUUCUAUAUAAUAUAUAAAGCUAUUAUAAUAGAAAGAAAUAUUAGGGGAGCUUUUAAAAGAGCUAGUUUUAUUUCCCUUAACCUAGAAAGAAUAAUCUCAAAGCUUAAUAUUUAG